This is a messenger RNA of Chara braunii, 2610 nucleotides long. The record is from the annotation of a GenBank genome assembly. Lineage: Eukaryota; Viridiplantae; Streptophyta; Charophyceae; Charales; Characeae.
AGCGGGAGCAGAUGGCGGUUUUGUGGGUGUCCUCCUCACGGAUGCGGAUCUGGUGGAAGCCACUGCGGAGGUCGAUCUUGGUGAAGUGUUUGGCCCCACGGAGGCGAUCAAGAAGUUCGGAUAUCCGGGGAAGCGGAUACUUGUUCUUGAUCGUGAUCUGGUUCAAGGCGCGGUAGUCCAUGCACAUGCGGAGUUCCGAGGUGCCGUUCUUCUUGACGAAGAGACAGCUGGUACCGAAGGGGGACUUCGAGGAGGUCGCGGAAGAUGUGGUUCAUGGUGGAUUGGAAUGUGGCGGGGGCGUUGGUGAGACCGAAAGGCAUUACGAGAAAAUCAUAGUGCCCGAAGCGGGAGUAGAAGGCGUUUUUGUGGGUGUCCUCCACGCGGAUGCGGAUCUGGUGGAAGCCACUGCGGAGGUCGAUCUUGGUGAAGUAUUUGGCCCCACGGAGGCGAUCAAGAAGUUCGGAUAUCCGGGGAAGCGGAUACUUGUUCUUGAUCGUGAUCCGGUUCAAGGCGCGGUAGUCCGUGCACAUGCGGAGUUCCGAGGUGCCGUUCUUCUUGACGAAGAGACAGCUGGUACCGAAGGGGGAGGAGCUAGGCUUAAUGAAUCCUUUUUCAAGGAGUUCAUUGAGUUGGCGCUUCAUUUCUUCAGCCUCGGGGACGGAGAGCUGGUAUGGGGGGCGGCAAGGGGGGGAGUGGCCGGGCUCAAGAUCGAUGGUGUGGGAAACACCUCGAACUUCGCCGUCGAUGCUCCAAAGGAGACGGCGACGAACUUGAGCUGGAACUGGGCGGUCCCGGCACAAGCGGAGGAGAUCAUGGCGUUGAGGCGGCGCUCCUCGAGGCCUAAUCUAACAAGCCGAGUGUGUCGGUCUUGUUCCUCAACGAGAUCGGAGAAAGUGAUGGCGGAGGGGUUGGGGAGGAGGGUAGUGGAACAUGUGGCCGUGGGGUGCUCAGCCGACGGAAUAGAGAACAUUGUCGGGAGGAGGGCAGGCGAAGUAGACUUCGACGCCUGUGGGGUGUCCGGUGAGAAAGUUGUCACCGGCAGACGAAUUGUUGAUGCUAGGACAUGGCUACAAGGGGCGGGGGGACAGUGUUCAAGUGGAGAAGGGCCCAGAGGCCGCAGUGGAGGAGGAGGAAGUGGAUGUGGGAGGGCUGGAUCCGGUGGGGCGGGAAGCCUGGUGGGUGGAGCGGCCGGCCUUGGGGCAAUUGGUUUGCUGAUGCCCCAGCUGGCGGCAACGGAAGCAACCGCUGUUGGCCUGGAGGACGGCGCGUUCGGCGGGGGUGAGCUUUUUGAGACGAGGGGGUUGGGGGGAGGAGGAAGGCUGGGAGGCCAGGCGUUGCCGUUCCAUCCUCAUGAGAUGGACAGCCUGGAAGUCUUCCUCGCAUCGAGAGCAACAGCAAACACCGCAGCUAGGGAACAGGCUGCCGCAGCAGCUAGGGCAGCAGUCAUGACUAGCUCAGCAGCAUCCUCUGCGGCUUUGUUAGGGACUAAUGGGAUGAGUGUGGGAAUGCCAACUAGUUCCACAAGUUCCUCGGGCACUUCCGGAUCAACAAGUUCUAGACAGUCUACUAGUCAGAUGGCGGGCUCGCAGUACAGCCCGCUGACCGCACGUGAGCGGGAACUCAGGGAACUCCAACAGGUCGAAAGGGUCCGCGAAAGGUUGGACUUCAUGCAGAGCACUUUGGACCAGAUCCUGGAUGUAUUGACAAGGCCAGGAUUCAGGCCACCAGCACAAUCGCCGUUGCCGUUAACGGCGAUGUCAGGUCCCUUUCCCGUACAAGCUGGCACACAGCCAAGUGGUACGUCUGCAGCAGUCUCACAGACUGUUGCAUCUUCUUCUUCGGGUCCAGUGGUGAUUGCUACAUCACCACAACAACCUGUUCAACAAUCUGGACAGCAGCAAGGUCAAUGGUACCCCAAGMCCCCAAUGAAACCGCCUCUUGCCUUCUCAGGCGAGAGAAAGGACGAGGAACUCAACACAUGGUUGAGGACGGUCCCGGUUUGGGUGAAGGCAAAAAGGACCUUGCCAGAGGAUGAGGUGGUAACUGCAGCAUCUUACCUAGAGGGUAAAGCAGCCAAGUGGCUAGAUGGUGUAGUUGUGAAGGCCGGGUACGGGCGACGCAUGGCGGAUUGGGCUAAGUCUUUGACCUUAGACCAAUUCAUGGAGAUGGUAGAAGCUCUAUGGCAUAACCCACAGGAGGCCAUUAGGGAGCUUACAACUACCGUGGAGGGCCUGAUCCUCGUCCCGGGCAUCAACUACAGUAACCAGUUCCUGUUAACAACUUUUGUUAGAUGUCUUCCAGAGAACAUUAGGAACUUACUGGUCAGUGAGGUACGCACCGAGUACCACUCGUUUGAGACAUUGUCUAGGAAGGCCUUAGACUUAGAGGCAACACUAGGCAAUGCUCAACCCACCUCAGGGAACGACUCAAAGAAGAAGAAGAGUCCCUAGGAGUGGAAGAAGAAGGGAGCGAAGUUGAUGAUGGUUGAGUCAGAUGGGACCCAAACUGAAAUCGACGAGCUCUUUGACCUGGUGGACUAUUCAGAGUGUGACGGCGAGGAGGUAGCUGAGGGUAGCACCCUCGCCGCGGUAGUAAAGACUAAGGCAUGUG